AUGCUUGGGUGUGUCUCACAAGACACGGCAUGGCUGCUUCACUUCUUCCGGCUUUGGGCUACUUGGAGCCGUUGGCCAAGGUGGGCUGCUCGCAGAGGACAAGAUUGUCGGCACAUUCGAGGCAGCAAGCGGCGGGUUGCCUGGAAGGCCUCUGUUGCGCUCAAGCCAUGGAGUGUUUUGUCGAUGGCGCACGAGAUGUCGGUACCCUUCAUUUCCUACAAGGUGCAAGUCGCUGUACAAGGUACAAGGUACAUGUCGCUGAUGUGUGUCGUCGAAGACAAAUUUAACCGUUGCUGCAUGAGAGGUCAGAAGCAGGCAUGCCUAUCAGCACAUUCGCGUUGA
Ostreobium quekettii is the source of this 342-nucleotide messenger RNA. Lineage: Eukaryota; Viridiplantae; Chlorophyta; Ulvophyceae; Bryopsidales; Ostreobiaceae. The record is from the annotation of a GenBank genome assembly.